GCAGACGAAUGGUUAAAACGCAAAAUACGAAAUGGAAUUCGCAUAACGUUGAGAAACUGCCCCGGCAACCAUUAACAUUUUAACUCAUCAAAGUCUUCAUUAAAGAAAAGAGAGAAGUUUGACUGAAAAGAGGGAAGUUAGACAGCACAUAUUCAAAUGAAACUGUUGAGACAAAAGUUUUUGCAAGCAUAAAAAUUUUGUCAAAAUCUAUUAUUGCAGAUUUGCCAUCCCUUCUCCUGAAGAGCCACAGGGACUCGUUCAGUUUCAAAAAUUGUAACUGGUGAAAUAGAGUAGGGUUUGGAUCCUAGGAUUUUUAAAGUUCCAAACGUUGUGAAAUUUUAGAGAUGAAACUUCAAGUCAUUCACAAUUAGCUGCUGUCAACUAAAAUGACUGUUUAUUUAGUACCCAGUUGAUAUCAGGAUCUGCCAUUCACUUGAAGAGUGUAUUUUGGUCUACAUCCAGCCCCACUGGCCAACAGUGAAGUCAACCCGCUAAAAAAUGUCGCCGUGAAUAACGUGCUGGACGCGCAGCUGGACGUUUGAGAAUCUAGAAAAUGAAGUUCUUUCCAAUUCUCUUCCUUGCGGUUGUCGUCUUCCUGGCUGUCGCUGCGGAGGCCCAAACAACCAAGAAACCAACAGCUGCGACGACGACGACCACCAAGAAACCUGCGAGGACAACGACAUCGAUGGGUAAACCUGCAACAAUAAAGACAACCGUUAAAUCAACUACCACAAGAACAUCCAAGACAACGACUACCAGCAAGCCCGUCACCUCGAAGACAACCGUCAAACCCUCCAGCAGAACCACCGUCAAAACGACGUCCACUAAACCUGCCAAGACGACGGCCAAACCAACAACUGUCAAGACAACAACGCCAGGGAAAGCAAGCGCACGAACGACUCCAUCGUCUCAAAAAACGACAUCUCUUAAGCCGAGGACAACAACAACCAGAACUACAUCGACGACGUUAGUACCGCCCACCACCGCCAGAACAACAGCUGCGCCAACCACUUCCACGGGUCAAAAGAACACAACGACAUCUUCGGCCGCUAGUUCAUCUGUCACAACGGCAACAGCAGCAGAGACAACAACAACUCCUUCGCCGGUUCUCUUUGAUUGUUUGGUUUCUGAUCCAGCGUGCGGAAAUAUGUGCGGCAACGUGACGUCAACGACUACCGGUGUCGUCCAGUCUCCCGACUUUCCCGGCAACUACGAGAAUUAUAACAAGAAAUGCUAUGUCAUCAUUACCGCACCGGCAGGUUGGAUGAUCCAAUUGAAAUUCACCGACUUCAAUGUGGAAACCAACGUCUGCUCUGUUUACGUUGCUGAUUAUGUAACGUACCUAUUGCCUCCGACAUCCGGCAACACAAUUCCUGCCCUAGUACCCGCAACCACCGGCAGCAUGGAAAUCGGCUAUGAAUUUUCUGCCAGUAGUAAAACCAACACCGCGACAUCUGGUCAACGAUGGCAGGCGAAUUUUUCUGUGACGAGCCAAGGGAGUUCUUGUUCCGUCCAGGAUCCAUUAGCUGUCGUCUGCCUGGCCGUCGCCGCUACUGGGGAGGCCCUUGGCGAAAUCUGCAAUUCCCAGAAAACCCCAACCAAGUUGAUAGCGAGAAGAACCUGGCCCAGUCAAAUUGCCACGACGACGGCCAAACCGACAACCGUAAACCCAUCGACGACGACAGCACCAACUACAACUACAACUACUGCCACAACUACAACCACCAUGGCAACAACAACAACUCCUUUGCCGAUUCUUUUCAAUUGCUCCGUUUCUGAUCCAGCAGCUUGCGGAACUAUGUGCACCAAUCUGACGUCUGGUGGAGGUGUUGUCCAGUCUCCCGACUUCCCAGGCGACUACGGGAAUGAUUCCAGGGUUUGCAAAAUCGUCAUAACCGCGCCAGCAGGUUGGAUGAUCCAAUUGAACUUUACCACCUUCAAUUUGGAGACUAACGUCGGCUAUGUUGGUGUUCACGAUGAAUCCUUGAUUCUAUUGCCUCCGACAUCCGGCAACACAAUUCCUGCCCUAGUACCCGCAACCACCGGCAGCAUGGAAAUCGGCUAUGAAUUUUCUGCCAGUAGUAAAACCAACACCGCAAUAUCUGGUCAACGAUGGCAGGCGAAUUUUUCUGUGACGAGCCAAGGGAGUUCUUGUUCCGUCCAGGAUCCAUUAGCCUGUGGCAAUAUGUGUGGCGACGGGACGUCCAUCGGUACCGGUGUUGUCCAGUCUCCCCACUUCCCCGCCGACUACGGGAAUAAGGACAGGUAUUGCGCUGUCACCAUUAUCGUUCCAGCAGGAAAGAAAAUCCGGUUGGAAUUCACCACCUUCAAUUUGGACGAUAACUAUGGUUCUAUUGAUGUUGCCGACACGGGCUCGCUUUAUUUGUCUGGGGCAACCGGAAGUUUAACUCCUGCAGAAGUCACCACAACAUCCAACAUAGUGUACCUAUUUUUUUCGGCCUAUGCCAGUAGUGCAUUCAGCGUCAGCACCUCAAUAUAUAAUUGGCGGGCGACUUACACUGCUAUCACGGAAGAUACGACAGGCCUAGGCCUAGGCCUACAUCUACCAUAACGGAUAUGAGCAACUACAACCAAGAUAAAAUUAUUGGCUCCUUUUUUAAAAUAAAUGUCAUUGAGUUCAUCAGCCAUUCAAAAAUAGAAUUUUGUGAUUCAAGAACGUAAUCGGAUGAUGUUGUUGUUUGUAGUGCAACCUUUAUAAUCUCUUUUGCAGUUGUGUAAUUAGGCAGUUCCGAGGACGUCAGAGACAUUAUAAGUUGAC
Messenger RNA from Daphnia pulicaria, 2779 nucleotides. RefSeq names its product CUB and sushi domain-containing protein 1-like. The record is from RefSeq and is a predicted model, not a curated record. Lineage: Eukaryota; Metazoa; Arthropoda; Branchiopoda; Diplostraca; Daphniidae. The coding region runs from base 554 to 2572 and encodes 672 amino acids. The transcript has 20 exons.